AAGUUUUCAUCUAUCUUCCCCAUUGUUCAAGUUUGUUUAGCAUUGGAUUGUGUCUUUGGCUUUGGAGGAAUUCAGAAAUGGGUGUUCCAGUGAUUGAUGUAAAGAACAUUGAUGGAGGAGACAGGAAGGCCAUUAUGGCGCAAAUCGCACAGGCUUGUGAGUCUCCUGGAUUUUUUCAGAUUACAAACCAUGGCAUUGACCAUGGUCUUCUGGACCGUGUAAAGGAGGUAUGUGCACAACAAUAUAAGAUUAACAGAGAGCAAAACUUCAAGGAUUCUUUACCAGUAAGGGCACUGAACGAAGCCAUUGAAGCUGAAGCAAAAGGCAGACAUGUUGAGAAGAUUGAGAAUAUGGAUUGGGAGGAUGUUUUUCAAGUUCAUGAGAUGCGGGACACAAAUUCUUGGCCUUCAAAGCCCAAAGAAUUCAAAGAGAAAAUUGAGGAGUUCCGCAGCCAAAUAUUCAAUCUAACAGAGAAACUGUUGGAAAUAAUAAGUGAAAGUUUGGGACUAGAGAAAGGAUAUCUAAAAAGGGGAUUUGCAGGGGAAGAAAAGCCAUUCUUUGGCACCAAAGUGAGCCAUUAUCCUCCCUGCCCUAGGCCAGAUUUGAUAAAGGGUAUCCGUGCUCAUACAGAUGCAGGUGGGCUCAUUCUUUUGUACCAAGAUGAUGAGGUUCCUGGCCUCCAAGUGCUUAGCAAUGGUAAUUGGAUUGAUGUGCAACCUAUGCAAUACUCAAUAGUUGUGAACAUAGGUGAUCAGAUAGAAGCAGUGAGCAAUGGCAGGUAUAAGAGUGCAUGGCAUAGAAUUCUUCCAACAAAAGAUGGAAAUCGGUUAUCAGUGGCAUCCUUCUAUAAUCCCUCAUACAAUGCACUGGUGAGCCCUGCACCUCAGCUUGUUGCUCAAGCCAAUGGUAAUGCUGCUCAUGAAUUAUCUACUUAUCCAAACUACCCAUUUGGUGAUUACAUGAAGAUUUACUCUGAGCAGAAAUAUGAAGCAAAGGAGCCUCGCUUCAAAGCAGUGAGAAGGUUGAAUGAAGAAAUUGCUUGUUGAAUGAAAAAAUAAGGUAAAAGGAAAAUUGAAGAUAUAUCUAUGGUCUAUAUAUGUUUCCAUUGCUUCUACCCAACAGUUGAAGAUUAUUAUAAUGUAAUAAUUGUUGGAAAUGCCAUUAUCAUUUUUUAAAUAAUAUCUAAACAAAAUAUUUUAGCAAUCAUUUAUGAUAUAGUUGUUGGAGUUA
This is a messenger RNA of Cryptomeria japonica (Japanese cedar), 1230 nucleotides long. RefSeq names its product 1-aminocyclopropane-1-carboxylate oxidase. The coding region runs from base 78 to 1046 and encodes 322 amino acids. The record is from RefSeq and is a predicted model, not a curated record. The transcript is spliced from 3 exons. NCBI's taxonomy places the organism in Eukaryota, Viridiplantae, Streptophyta, Pinopsida, Cupressales, Cupressaceae.